This is a messenger RNA of Myotis myotis, 685 nucleotides long. RefSeq names its product chromosome unknown C3orf84 homolog (gene CIMIP7). Bases 1 to 669 code for a protein of 222 amino acids. NCBI's taxonomy places the organism in Eukaryota, Metazoa, Chordata, Mammalia, Chiroptera, Vespertilionidae. The record is from RefSeq and is a predicted model, not a curated record. The transcript has 4 exons.
AUGGACGCGGAUUGUGCCGAGGCCCAGGCCCGGCACAACAAUGGCUUCUAUGGGCACUACCGAGGCCAGUUCAAGAAUGAGAGCGCCCUCGAGUACCGCCUGGCGGCCAAGCCCCAGCCCCCGACAAUCUUCCUGCAGCGAUGCAAGGAGCCAGUGCGGCAGCACUUCUUCUCCAAGCACGACAACCGCACUUCCUUCGACAAGGGUCCCUACUGCCUACUGCAGGGCAUCGGGAGACGGAAAAACAUGGAGCGCCUGUGUCAGCGGCACACCUUCCUGCACUGGGCCUCCAGCGAGCUGGAGCUCUACCAGCAGCGGCCCCUGGAAUCCUCCUACCAGUCCACCUUCCGGUUAUCCCCGGGACCCAGUGACGCCCCUCAGCGCCUCGUCCACUUUGUGCAGAUCCACCACCCCCGCACCUGUACCACCUACCAGCAGAACUUCUGCCAGCCGUCCCAGAGCGGCCACUGUGGCGGCGACUGCGGGGGUCCCCCGGCCUCCGGCCCCAGUACCCGGACUAACCUCCCAAAGAUCCCCGGGUCCAAACCGCUGCAGCAUUACCUUCAUGAGGGCGUCUCCGAGUGUCUAAACUGGUCCAGAGCAUUAAACAAGGAUGGCUGUUGCCCUGGCCAGUUGGCUCAGUGGAUAGAGCGCCAGCCUGCAGACUGAAGGGUCGUGGGUUCGA